Molecule: messenger RNA, 1280 nt
Organism: Haliaeetus leucocephalus (bald eagle)
Lineage: Eukaryota; Metazoa; Chordata; Aves; Accipitriformes; Accipitridae
Gene: TPST1
Product: tyrosylprotein sulfotransferase 1
Exons: 5
Coding region: 1-1113 (370 amino acids)
Biological process (GO): peptidyl-tyrosine sulfation
Cellular component (GO): Golgi apparatus
Molecular function (GO): protein-tyrosine sulfotransferase activity
Source: RefSeq, a predicted model, not a curated record
AUGGUUGGAAAACUCAAACAGAACUUGCUAUUGGCAUGUCUGGUGAUCAGUUCAGUGACAGUGUUUUAUUUGGGCCAACACGCUAUGGAGUGUCACCAUCGAAUAGAAGAACGCAGCCAGCCUGUGAGGAUGGAAAAUGUGAGAAGCACAGUAAGAACUGCUUCCAGUGUAAAUGCAAACAAAACCUUUGCUUACAACAAAGACAUGCCUUUAAUAUUUAUUGGAGGAGUACCUCGAAGUGGCACUACCUUAAUGCGUGCCAUGCUUGAUGCCCAUCCGGAUAUUCGAUGUGGAGAAGAGACAAGGGUAAUCCCGCGAAUUCUGGCAGUUAAGCAGAUGUGGGCUAGAUCAAGCAAAGAGAAGAUCCGACUGGAUGAAGCUGGAGUCACAGAUGAGGUUCUAGACUCAGCCAUGCAAGCGUUUUUAUUGGAAAUCAUUGUGAAGCAUGGGGAGCCUGCUCCAUAUUUGUGUAACAAAGAUCCUUUUGCUUUAAAAUCCUUAACUUAUCUUGCUAGAAUUUUCCCCAAUGCCAAAUUUCUUCUAAUGGUACGGGAUGGUCGUGCAUCUGUGCAUUCCAUGAUAUCUAGAAAAGUCACAAUAGCUGGAUUUGACCUUAACAGCUACAGGGACUGCUUGACCAAGUGGAAUCGUGCUAUAGAAACUAUGUAUAACCAGUGCAUGGAGGUUGGUUUUGAAAGGUGUAUGCUGGUACAUUACGAACAACUCGUAUUGCAUCCUGAAAGAUGGAUGAGAACUCUCUUAAAGUUUCUUCGCAUCCCGUGGAACCAAGCAGUGCUGCACCAUGAAGAAAUGAUUGGAAAAGCAGGGGGUGUUUCUCUUUCAAAGGUUGAAAGAUCUACUGACCAAGUAAUCAAGCCAGUCAAUGUGGAAGCACUGUCAAAGUGGGUUGGGAAGAUACCUGCUGAUGUUUUGCAAGACAUGCCUGUGAUUGCACCCAUGCUAGCAAAACUGGGCUAUGAUCCAUAUGCCAAUCCACCAAAUUAUGGAAAGCCAGAUCAAAAAGUUGUGGAAAACACAAGGAGGGUCUACAAAGGUGAAUUUCAGCUUCCUGACUUCCUUAAAGAAGUGCCACAGACUGAACCUAUGGAAUAGAAGAUACAAUGGAUAUUUCUUGCACAGAAGGUAAUAAGAAGACUGCUGCCUUUUCAAUGGAAAUGAUCUUAUAAAGGACUGUCGCACUGAGAUCAGUGAGGUGUACUGCUCAUGGCCUGCUUUUUUCAGAAUUUUCUCCCCCAUUUCUUUCAUACUGUUUUUGUUCA